UAAGCGGUCACAUUUAUCUCUGAUUUUAACGAUAAACAGAUUCCAAUUCUAUAUAAGCAGAGCCAUUAACAAGCGAUGAUCCCUAGUGCACGCUCACAACAGAAAAGCUCAACCAAGAUGUUCCAAGUAAUCAUCUUUACGUUAUUGAUCGCGGCCGGGGCGCAUCGUGGAGUCCAAGCGGAUCUUUUCGAGGAUACAUUCGACUUGAGUAGUGAAGAAUCGAUUGCAGCUUCGAUGGAUGUUGCUUUUGGCGAAUAUAGAAGUGAACUCGGACCUCUUCUCCAUGGACCGGUGGAGAAUCUACUAGAAGCUGCUGUCGCAAUGCGAUGUGCCAACAGAGAUUCACCCAGUUUCUCACAAAUCUUCUACGAUGAUCCAAGUACUUGGGAGGAGUUUGAUGUAACAAAACCGAUAACCAUCAUAGUCCAUGGUUGGUUGGAUGAUCCGGACAAUGUUUGGGUUCUACAAACUGCACAUGAACUUCUGAAAAUCCACGAUAACACCGUAUGUGUGGUGGAUUGGAAGUAUCGAGCUCGCUACAACUAUCGGCAAGCUGCUCAAGAGCACACGCCGUUUGUAGCUGAUUUUAUAACAAGGCUAAUUUUGUUUACGCACAAUGGAGGAAUUCCAUUUGAAAAAUUUGUCCUUAUCGGUCACAACUUGGGUGCUCACAUUUGCGGCCAAGUCGGGUGGAAUCUUGGUGGAAAAAUUGGUGAAAUUUAUGGAUUGGACCCAAAUGGACCUCUGUUUGAGUAUCCCGUGGAUCGUGGACUGGAAUUGCGUUUGGAUAGUACUGAUGCGGUGUAUGUACAAAUUAUUAUCACCACAAAAACUGAGCUGGGAUUACUUUUCGGUCAAGGACACGAUAAUUUCUAUCCCAACGGUGGACUAUCCGCCAAAAACUGUCCACUUCCAGAUACAACGUCACAGGAGUUGACCAUCCGCAUAGCUUGCAGUGAGUGGGAAGCUACGGAAUAUUUCCGACAGUCAUUGGAUCCUACUAAUAUUUACGAAGGCAGACUAUGCUCAGAUUGGCUAUCAUUUUUGGCUCAUCGAUGUGAUGUCAAUGAUGCUAACAUUUUGGGUAUUUACAGCCACAGAGUGGGUGGCCAUUUCUAUUUGAUCGCAGAUCCUAUUCUCCCCAAUUAUCCUGCAUUCAGCAGCCAUGCACACUAGCAGCUUUCUUAAAGGAUAACUCACAAAUAUUCAUCGA
Molecule: messenger RNA, 1213 nt
Organism: Ochlerotatus camptorhynchus
Lineage: Eukaryota; Metazoa; Arthropoda; Insecta; Diptera; Culicidae
Product: pancreatic lipase-related protein 2-like
Exons: 2
Coding region: 76-1176 (366 amino acids)
Biological process (GO): lipid catabolic process
Molecular function (GO): lipase activity
Source: RefSeq, a predicted model, not a curated record